This is a messenger RNA of Parascedosporium putredinis, 402 nucleotides long. Lineage: Eukaryota; Fungi; Ascomycota; Sordariomycetes; Microascales; Microascaceae. The record is from the annotation of a GenBank genome assembly.
AUGGUCGCGGACGCCCUCGUCUACCACCCCACAGUCUCGCAUUAUCUCAAAUUCGUCGCGACAACGGUGGGUCGCGACAAGCUCCUUCGCACUAUCCAGUAUUUUGCAAGAUUCUAUUCUUGGUACUUGCUCCGCACGAAUGGCUCGAAGACUGAGAUUGCUUCCUGGGAUGCGCUCAAGCGACAGUUUGGCCUGGCCCGCAAGAUUUUCCGCGCUGGGAAGAAUGUGGAACACCUAAAGGCCGCAGCGGUGGCUGCCGACUCGAAAGCCAUGGAUCCGAUUCUCCGCUACACAACUGUUGGACGUCAGCUUGGGUAUGCUGGCUACUUGACGUUUGACCUGGCAACCCUCCUAGAUGCUAUGGGGCGAGAGAGCAGCAAGCCAGCUCCAGGUACUUUCUGA